Molecule: messenger RNA, 1464 nt
Organism: Alligator sinensis (Chinese alligator)
Lineage: Eukaryota; Metazoa; Chordata; Crocodylia; Alligatoridae
Gene: NDUFS2
Product: NADH:ubiquinone oxidoreductase core subunit S2
Exons: 13
Biological process (GO): mitochondrial electron transport, NADH to ubiquinone
Molecular function (GO): NAD binding; quinone binding; NADH dehydrogenase (ubiquinone) activity
Source: RefSeq, a predicted model, not a curated record
CCUGGCCCCGUCUCUGGGCCCAGAGGCGCCAAGCAGUGGCAGCCGGACGUGGAGUGGACUCAGCAGUUUGCCGGGGCCGUCAUGUACCCCUCCAAGGAGACCGAGAACUGGGUGCCGCCGCCCUGGAACGACAGGGACCCUCCGGCUGGCAAGAAGGUCGCCAACCUGACACUUAACUUUGGGCCACAGCACCCGGCGGCGCAUGGAGUCCUACGCUUGGUCAUGGAGCUGAGUGGGGAGACAGUGAAGAAGUGUGACCCGCACAUUGGCCUGCUGCAUCGUGGGACAGAGAAGCUCAUUGAGUACAAGACCUAUCUCCAGGCAUUGCCAUAUUUUGACCGCCUGGACUAUGUGUCUAUGAUGUGCAAUGAGCAGGCCUAUUCCCUGGCUGUGGAGAAGCUGCUAAACAUCCGUCCGCCUGUGAGGGCUCAGUGGAUCCGAGUUCUCUUUGCAGAGAUCACACGUCUUCUGAACCACAUCAUGGCCAUCACGACCCAUGCCCUGGACAUCGGGGCCAUGACCCCCUUCUUCUGGAUGUUUGAGGAGCGAGAGAAGAUGUUUGAGUUUUAUGAGCGAGUGUCUGGGGCGCGAAUGCAUGCUGCCUACGUCCGGCCUGGAGGGGUGCACCAGGACAUGCCCCUGGGGCUAAUGGACGACAUUUAUGAGUUUAUACAGAACUUCUCCUUACGGAUUGAUGAGGUGGAAGAGUUGCUCACCAACAACCGGAUCUGGAAGAAUCGCACAGUCAACAUUGGUGUCAUAAGUGCAGAGGAUGCUCUCAACUGUGGCUUUAGUGGCGUGAUGCUUCGGGGCUCGGGGAUCAAGUGGGAUCUGCGCAAAACACAGCCCUACGACGUGUAUGACCAGGUGGAGUUUGACGUCCCAAUCGGGACAUUCGGCGACUGCUACGAUAGGUACCUGUGCCGGUUGGAGGAGAUGCGCCAGUCCUUGCGGAUCAUCCUUCAAUGUCUCAACAAGAUGCCGGAGGGGGAGAUCAAAGUGGAUGAUGCCAAGAUCUCUCCUCCCAAGCGAGCAGAGAUGAAGACCUCCAUGGAGUCACUGAUUCAUCACUUCAAGCUGUACACAGAGGGUUACCAGGUGCCCCCCGGAGCCACCUACACAGCCAUUGAGGCCCCUAAGGGUGAGUUUGGCGUGUACCUAGUUUCGGAUGGCAGCAGCCGGCCGUACCGCUGUAAGAUCAAGGCACCUGGAUUCGCCCACUUGGCUGCCCUGGAUAAGAUGUCGCAGGGUCACAUGCUGGCAGAUGUGGUGGCUAUCAUCGGCACGCAGGACAUUGUCUUUGGGGAAGUGGACAGAUGAGCUGCAGGAAGUCGCUGGAUCUGGACAGUGCCCUGUGCCUGCUGCACGUGCUGCGCUCCUCAGGGUGUCCUGUUAUAGUGUGUGCUGCCGUGUGUGUGUGUGUGUGUGGAGAGCUGCGCUAAUAAAGCUCCCAUCUCCACCUGC